UUCCAUUAAACAAGGGUGGGUAAUUCACCGACGGAGGAUGCUUGCUCAAUGACAAGUCGUUCAACUAUUCGUGUCUAAGAAAACGUACCUUUUUAUGUGAAGGGGGCGGUGUGUGAUAUGACAAACAGUUUGUAUCUAUAUCUCACGGUUGGAGGACAACGUCACAGAUCACGUGAGUAGUAUAACAGUGAAUCCACCGGCGGAAUAUACCACAGUAAUAUAGAUAACUUGGUAAACUCACAAACAGUGUGUGGGAAGUUCUUGCGCCGUGUUACAUAUAUAUACGGGCUUAUCUCGCUAAGUUUUUCAUUUAGAUCUAACACCAACUCACAUGUCUUCUUGAGAGCUUGGAUUAUAACAAACGAUGGGGGCUUGUUUUAGCCGAAUUCGGUCGGAUUAUGUAGUGUACGUGCGGACAGGUGACAGGAGGAAUGCUGGCACCGAUGCCAAUGUGACGAUUAUUUUGCAUGAUGAUGUGGGACAUUCCACGGGGGAAAUAUCCCUGGAUAAUUUCUUACGCAACGAUUUCGAGAGGGGCAAGCAAGACAAAUUCGAUGUUCCUCGAUCUAAACUUCGACCUUUGGGGAAAAUUACUAAAAUAGAAUUCUGGCGAGAUGACGCGGGUAUUGGCAGUGAUUGGUAUGUUGAAAGAAUCCUUGUUGAGAACCGUCUCACCAACGAUAUUUUCGUAUUCCCAAUAUUUCGGUGGAUUAAGGCUGGAUAUCAUUAUAUGAUCAAACAUUUGGACACAUCCUUACCACAAUCCGACGAUUAUCAUGAACAGAGGAAAAUGGAACUCGAAGACAAAUGUAAAAUAUAUCAGUAUGCUCAAAAGGCACCGGGAAUGCCCGUACAGAUUAGCAAGAUGCCUCCUGAUGAACAAUUUUCAUUUGAUUAUAAGUGGGAUAUCAUGACUACGAAGGUACAAUUAUUAGCAACAAGCAAAAUUGUCAAGCUAACAGCAGGAGAAUGGGAAAGUUUAGCACAUCUAAAAAAUAUCUACACACAGAAUGUAUUCCAUUUACCUAAGGGUGCUGAUCGAUGGAGUAAUGAUUUAUAUUUCGGUCUUCAGAGAAUAGCCAGCCUCAAUCACUCAAUUAUUAAAUUAUGUACAGCCAUUCCAGAGAAACUCGCAGUUACUGAAGAGAUGCUCAAACCAUUAUUAGAAGGAAAUACGUUAGAAAGUUUGUUGAAAGAGAAACGUUUAUUUAUCUGUGAUUUAGAGAUAUUAGAAGGUCUUUCAUGUAAACCUGGAUUUACGUUAUGUGUUCCUAUUGGCUUGUUCAUGGUAAAUAAAAACAAACAAUUACGACCAAUCGCCAUACAGCUAUUCCAGAAACCAGGUCCAGAUAAUCCAGUGUUUUUACCAACAGAUCAUCCAAACACCUGGGUUUUAGCUAAAAUGUGGUAUAAUAAUGCUGAUGCUGCUUACCAUCAAUCACUAACACAUCUUGGACUUACGCAUCUUUUAAUGGAGGGAGUAACCGUAGCAACACAUCGCAAUCUUUCACAGUCACAUCCUGCUUUCAAGUUUUUAGCUCCACAUUUUCUGUAUUUGAUAGCUAUCAAUACACGAGGUUUAGAGAUAUUGGUUUCAGAAGGUGGUUGGGUAGAUAAAGUUAUGAACACUGGUAUCAAGGGAAUGUUUGAAUUAAUAAAAAGAGGAAUUGAAAGUUGGCAUUUAGAUGUAGAUGGAACUUUACCAGCAGAUCUAAAAAGACGAGGGUUGGAUGAUCCAAAUGUGUUGCCUGGUUACCAUUUUCGAGACGACGCCAUACUUUUAUAUCACGCUAUUCAGAAAUAUACAUCUAAAUAUGUGGCUUUAUAUUACGAUACACCAGAGAAAAUAAAUGGUGAUUGGGAAUUACAGAAUUGGGGUAAAGAAUUAGCUUUACCUCGAGAACAAGGUGGUGUAGGAUUACUGGGAAUACCAAAUGACGGAACAUUUAAAACAAUAGAUGAUAUAAGUAAAGUAUUAACAUGUAUUGUAUAUACCUGUAGUGUUUCACAUGCGUCAACUAAUUUCCCUCAAUAUGAAGAAUACGCCUUUACUCCAAAUUAUCCUGGUAUGAUGCGAGGAAAACCACCAAACUCAAAGGAAGCUUUAGAUGAACGUAGUAUCCUGGCCAGUCUACCGGAUAAACCAACAACCCUAGAUAUUAUGGUCGUUACUAAAAUAUUAAGUGGUCGAGGUACCAAAAGUCUUGGUGAUUUUGAAGUUCAGUAUGUUUUUGAUCCUAAAGCUAGAGACUUAGUGGAUGAAUUUCGUUUGGAAUUACGACAAAUCAGUAAAAUAAUCAAGGAAAGAAACGAAUCCAGAAACCCACCAUAUAUUUAUCUCGAUCCAGAGAUCGUCCCGAAUUCUAUUAGCAUUUAAAAUGUAUCAUCUUCACAAACCAUCAAUUCAUAUAAUCAUCUUCAUUAACCAGCAUCAUUCUAAUUCAUUUGUUAAUUUAUUAACCAACAUAUUUUGAGCAUCUUAUCGAUUUUAUCAUAGCUUGUUAAAUGUUUCAUAAUUUUAUGUUUUAUGCAGAAAAGUUUUUAUAAAAUUAGUCACACACUUUGGUUGAAAUAUGGCAUUUAACCCUUUGAACACCGAGAUCAUGGUUUCAUAGUUUUAUGCAGAUAAGUUUAUCAAAUCAGUCAAAUAAAUCUGGCAUUUAGCCGUACACCAAGAUCCUUAUAAAAAUAGAUACUACCACUUGUAUAUUGGGGUGACGUGAAAAUCAGACAAUUUGAAUUAUUCCAAAGUUAUUAAUCUUUUUGAUAUGUGUCAAUGUGGUUUAAAUGGCUUAAAAGGGUUAAUAAGCCAAAAAGUUUAAAUCUUAGAUUCUGCUGAUAGUACAAUAGGCAGAGCUUCUUAGAUUAGGGUCAAAAGUAAGUGUUGAACUGUGAAAAUAUUUUCAAUAGUCUUUAGCAAAACUAAGUACCAUUCAAAUGUCAUUUCGGCAGAGUAAGCAAAGUUUUACUAAUUUUACUUUCGUUUUUGUCUUAAACUGUCGACAGUUUAUAGAAAAGUUAGUUAUUUUUGUGCAUUCAAAAUUCUGUAGUCAACGAUCACUCUCAUUUUCACCCAAAUCAAAAAUCCUGAGUGUGUCACUGAUUGAUUGAAAGCAUUUGAUCAAAUUUAACAUUACUACAAUCAAAGUUAAAUAUUUCUUUAUAUUGUUAUAAAAUUUUCAACAUUUAUGUGAUAUUUUAAUACAUGUUAUAUGUUUUAUCAUCAUAUACAUAUAUAUAUAUAUGCUACAUGGAAUGUAUGCGCUUAUUGAUUGUCUAUUUGGAGCCUGUUAAAUGGCUGCUUAUGUUUUCAAAUACAAAAAUCAGUGCUAGAUUUAGACUUAAUGAGGUAUAAAGGUCAAAUCAAAUUAAUUUUCGUUCCUCGAAGUCCUUAUAAUAUAUAGCCUCUUGAGUCUAGGACAAUUUUUUUGGGGAGGUAUAAAAUUUCAAACAUUAAAAUUUUGAACUAAACGUAGAAGUGACAAGUACUUUUUAUUUUUGAAUUAUUUUAUUUUACAAAACAAAUUUAAAAAAGAUGCAAAAUCUUAAUGUCUGUGUGUGAAGAACAAAAUUUCUUGCUUUAUUCAUUCAUCAAAAUAUAUAAUUAAGUCCACAUUUUGAAAGAGUCCCCAAAUCUAUAUUUCAGAUUUGAGCUUGUUUUGUUCAAACAGGUAUAUAUUUUUGUAUUAAUCAAAAAGAUCAAAAACAAUAUUUUUUUUUUGAUUUUGUUUGUUCUUUUAUUUUAGAAAAAUGUAUUUUCUGUUUCGUUGUCUAUAAGUUUAUUUUAUUAUAUCACUCCAUAUUCUGUGUUUGUGCUUAGUCUAAUGGACUAGUGAAGACAGGAUCUAAUUUCCACAUGUUAACUGUUCCAUGAGGUUAUUAUGUCUUUUCAUACAAUCUUAAUUUGCACAUGCCCAUUAUAAUACUAUCAAAAUCAGAUGUCUUGACACUUGAAUUCUUUUUUAUUUUUCAUCCAACAGCAAAGACAUCCUAAGUGGUAAUGCUUUUAUUAGGGUUCAGAAUCAGAUUUCCAUUUAAAAGGACAGUGGGCACCACCUGAUGGCAUAUCAAAUAAAGGGAAACUUUUACUUUCGUUAUUAUUUCAUGACAGUUUUUGUAGAUAUACCUAGAUUUUAUUUUUGUUGAAGUUGUUUUGUAUCCAUUAUAGAUUAUGCUGUUAUUUCUAUUGUAGAAUAUUUUUGCUUUAAAAUAUGUGGUUGAAAAUAUUGUCUUUUUGUGAUAUUACUGCAAAAAUUAUAUAAAGCUUGGACUUUAUUAUUCAUAAAAACUGAAACUAAAUUACUUUAAGAAUGCAAACUUUUCAUUGCUUUAGAAUUAAACUUCUAAAACGAAAUUUUAACUCUUAGCCAAUGAAAAGGGUACAUUCUUAAAAUGUUUUAGUUUUAGCUAUUUACCAGUUUUAACUGAUCCAGUGACAGUGAAAUCGACUGGCUUGAGAACUGACCUGUCAGUCAAAUUACAAGCCAUGAAAUUAGAAUUUAAAGAAUUUAACCUGAAAACACAAUAAAUACAGGUAAAAACUGAGGUAACACUAAAAAGUGUCAAAUUCUAUGAAAUCUAUAUCUUGUUAUUCAUGGAUCGUAGACAAUUCACCAAUCUGAUUAAAACAUAGAUCCGUUUCAUUUCUUUUUUGUAUAGUUCAAAAUUUUGUUUUACUUACCUUCACUACACUAGGAUCUGGAAGAGUUGUUAUAUAACCCAUGUUCUGGUUGAUGUGAGGGAUUAGCCAAUGAAACGGUCUGUUGUGGCGAGUUCUUGGCGUGCGGUGCACGGAACUGUGGGUAAACAUUCGCAUCGAAGACAAAGCAAUAGUUGUAUUUCCAAAUACCCACUUAAAAAAUCAACACUGAUUGGUUAUGGCCCCUGACGCCACCUCCCACUACAACCAGUCAGAUCUUCAUGUGGUGUAGGCCAUCGAAAAUAUAAAAAACGAAACGGCAUAUAGAUCUAUAUUUUAAACAGAUUGACAAUUCACAAUAGUUUUAUGUUUUACCUAAAUGAAAGAAAUUUCAAAACUGUUUUCAAAAUUAUAAAAAUAAGUAUGAAAUGACUGUUUUGGUAUUUUUGAAAACAAGAGGUUGACUGCAAACGUUAUUUUAUAUCUGUAAUUGAUUGUACUUGUGACUUGUAUUGAGUUCCCUUUAAGAACAAACAAAAAAAUUAUUCUGGUUCUCAAACCAACCUAACUAGAAAUCUGAUGCAGGAGGAAGGUUCUGAGGACCAGAAUAUGUUUUUUAUUUGGCCUUUUGUACGCUACUAACAAAACCACUAAUUCUAAUAUUAAUACAUUUAUAAACAAACCACAAUAAAUGUGCCAUAGUGUUGAUUAUUGUUCUAAUGUGUAUAUAAUAUUAUCUUUAUGUUUAAUGUUCGAAAUAUUAACAAGUACAAGCGUAUCAUGGACCAUGAAAUGAACAUGACGUCAUUGCCGCCAUCUUGAAAUUAUGAGGUUUUAUCAAAAAUUGAAGUCUUGCCAAUCAAUGCUCAAUUGUCCAAGGAACAUACAUGUCCACCGCACUUAAAUUGCCAUAGCCUCAGACUUUUUUUUUUUAAACAGGAAGAACAACUAAAAUGAUGAUAUCCUAGGCUUGGAAAUAAAUGAGCUGCUUGCAACAUAGUUUAUUCAUCGCGGUCUUGGAAUAAAUUUAAUGAAUAUUAACUCAGUUCUGCCCUAAAAGGUAUCACAGAGAUCCACACUUAUCAGGACUGUUCUAGGGUUCUUCCAACCAUUUUACAUGCUAAUUAUAAGGAGUUUGUUUUGUCACAUUCUUGGAAAUAAAUUACUUUUAAAUUCAACAAAGUUCCAAGAUAGUUGUUGCUUAUUUGGCUUUGUUAAUGUUUGCAUGGUUAUUAAAGUCCUGAUGCACCGUUUGCAUAUUUUGCUAAAAUAUCAAAUUAAAUUUUUCAAGACUUAAAGAUACAUUAUGGGAGAUUAGAUAAAGAUCUGGCAGUUCUCACUAUAAUAGUUAAAACCUAGAUAAUGUAAAGGGAAUUUGCUGAAAAUUUCAGUCAAAUUGAUCCACUCUGAACCAAGAUUUUAGUAAUUGAAUUUUCGGUCUAGCCUCGAUCACCAUUACUAAAGUCGGUACGAUAAAAAACAUAGUCGCGAUCAUCCAUUUCAUUAUUAAUUCAUGAAUUAAAGUUGAGCAGCAAAUCUGAUCGUAAUCCAGUAAGUAUCGCAGGCUAGCGUUGACAUCGAUAGUUGAUUAUGGUCUGGAUAAAUUUAUUAAUGUCCAAUUAAUAAUUUAGAUAACAUUUCAGGCCUAAAGAAAGACCUGCAAUAGGCAGAUUUAACUCUUGCAUAAUGUAUGUUUAAUCCAUGUUAAUAUGUACUCCAAUUGAUUAUUUAAGAAAACAAAAUAAAAAAAAAUAAUGCUAAAUAAUGUCCCGGCUUGGGGAAGAACUUAUUGUAUAGCAAGCGGCAUAUAGAUGGAUGAAAUUCCAAUUCCACAUAUCGUCGUAAAUACUGAAUGGAACUGAACAAUUUUUGGUCUGGCAUUCUUAUUAGAGAUUCGUCUUUCACAAUAUUGUAGUUUACAAAUUGUUAUAUAGCACUAAAAUGACACAUCAGGACUGAAACUAUUUUUAACUUGGAUGUAAAUAUAUAGCUGAACAUUAUUAUUUAUAGAUCUGCUCCAUACACUCUAUCUUACCUCAUUGAUUGACAAUAUUUACAUUAUACUGCUCUUAAAAUGCAAUCAUAUUAAAUGGGGUUUAACAUCCUACUUUUCUACACCAACUGGGCUAAUGGAGAUGGGUAUAUGUCAUGCAGUGUCAUGGUUUUUCGAAUCAUCCAAACGACAAGGCAAUGUUCCUUGCAGGUAGGCUCUCCAUCCUGUACCAAUGAAUAAGGAUACCAUGCUGGAAAAUACCAAUGAACUUACUUGGCCAAUAGUGGGAUUGAACCAUUGAUCUCCUGGUUAGCGAGCCAACACCGAACUCAUUGACUCACUGUUGGUUCCUACUGCUUUUGAUUUGGAAGGAAAUUGACCUAUUACUAUUUCAAAUUAUUUAUUAAUAUUAAAAAGAGACGAUAACUGAGCUUGAUAAAGAUCCCUUGACAGUCAGAAAUCAAAAUAAGAGUAUGCUGUAGCACCACUGUCCGGACAAAAUUCCCCCAAUAGCACACUACACAAAAUAUCCUGUCUCACUUAUCCUGGUUGGUGGAGAAAAAAAGGAUGUUAAACCCCGUUUCAUUUCAUGUGAUUAAACUGAUGUAGACAUAAAGCCAACUGAAACUGAGUGUUUGUUGAUAAAGCUGGAAUAAAAAUGACCUUUCACAAUUUAUGUGUUCAAACCGUUCUAAUAUUUAUUUGUUCAUGUCAUUAAGAUAAAUUUCUUGCUUUAUUUAGCCUGUGAUUUAUUUUAAAAUAAAGAAUAUAUCUACAUGUU
Molecule: messenger RNA, 7413 nt
Organism: Patella vulgata (common limpet)
Lineage: Eukaryota; Metazoa; Mollusca; Gastropoda; Patellidae
Product: polyunsaturated fatty acid 5-lipoxygenase
Exons: 15
Coding region: 365-2377 (670 amino acids)
Biological process (GO): lipid oxidation
Molecular function (GO): metal ion binding; oxidoreductase activity, acting on single donors with incorporation of molecular oxygen, incorporation of two atoms of oxygen; protein binding
Source: RefSeq, a predicted model, not a curated record